Messenger RNA from Hibiscus syriacus, 387 nucleotides. RefSeq names its product probable E3 ubiquitin-protein ligase RHA1A. Bases 1 to 387 code for a protein of 128 amino acids. Gene Ontology annotation, biological process: protein ubiquitination. Gene Ontology annotation, molecular function: ubiquitin protein ligase activity. NCBI's taxonomy places the organism in Eukaryota, Viridiplantae, Streptophyta, Magnoliopsida, Malvales, Malvaceae. The transcript has a single exon. The record is from RefSeq and is a predicted model, not a curated record.
AUGGCGAUUGACAAGAUAGGGAAGUACUUCUUUUCUGUUCUUUUCAUCGUUUCGGCUCUAAAACAGGCGUGUGAAUUCUUGCUUCGUUAUUCUAACCUAGGGAGCCACAAUCACAACAGUAUGCAAGACUUGGAAGAUGAAGAAGUUGUUGAAUGCGCUAUUUGCUUAUGCAAGAUUGAUGAAGACGAUGAGAUUCGAGAGUUGACAUGUGACCAUCUGUUCCAUAGAGUUUGCUUGGAUAGAUGGGCCGGAUACCGGCGUUCCACCUGCCCUAUUUGUCGCACUUCUUUAUCUCCUCCACAACUACUUUCCGGCAUGGAAGUCAUUCUUUUCAAAUAUUGUUGUUUACAUGAUUCCGGCCACCGGGAAGCCUGGUGGCUGCGAUAG